AGGAAGGCGGAGAAGAGAAUGACGAACACCAGAUGCACCAAAACAAUAUUUUCUCAAAAUUCCUAAGCAAUUCUAUGAAGAUAUCCCACUGCCUCCACUGAAACCAUAAAAACUAAAUCUUUUCUCUCCAAUCGUGGCUGUGGUGGUGGUGGUCGAAAAGCUCUGAUGCUGCACAUUUCUGAAAGCUGAGCCGCCUUGGAGACCUCCUCCUUCGUCUCGAAUUUCUCAGGCAGAGGUCGUGAGAUGGGCAUCCGAAUUUUGCUCUCUUCCAAGGAGAAUGGAACUUGAGUUUUGGAAGGGAAAAAAAAAAAAAAAACUCUUGCAGGUUUUUGAAUUGGAAUUUGUCAUCUGGGUGAUGCCUCCAGGUUGCCCCAGUGCUGGCGCAGCAACUCAUUUAGUUUUGGAUCAAAUAGGGGAAAAGGAGAGAUUUCAGAAUAAGGGGUUGAAUAUAUUGCAGUACUGGGGAAGUGAAAGGAUAGCGGGAGAGAAGGAGAGACUAGUGAAAGGUUUUUCAGAAUGGUGAGACGAACUCGAUCCCAAGCCAAAGGCAUUUCUGACUCGGAGCUUCAGUCUCAGGAUUCUCGGUCUCCAACCACGACUGCUAUUUCAUUAAACCCUCCUCCUCCAACUUCUUCCAAACUUUCAUUUCGGGCUCGAAAAAUUCGAAGAGUCACAUCCGAUGCUGAUGAUAACAAACGCCCCCAGAUUCCCGACGCAGAAGCAUCCAGGACUUCACACUCGGAGGCCAAUACUUUCAUUACGGAGAAGGAAACCCCAUCCGCAUCGCCCUCCGUUUUGCCCAUGAUCGUUAAGCCGUUGACGUUGAAAAGUGAAAUCGAUCUCGCUCUUCAGCAUUUGCGCCUGUCUGAUUCCCUCUUGGCGUAUUGUAUCGACUCUUUUCGCCCUCCUGAGUUCCCUACUCAUCGCCCGGCAUUCCUGUCUCUCACAAAAAGCAUUGUUUGCCAGCAACUUUCUAACCAGGCCGCCAAAACGAUCCACACACGCUUCGUCUCACUCUGUGGAGGUGAGGCUUCAGUUCUGCCUGAGACAGUGCUUGGACUGACGGUACAGCAGCUUCGAGAAGUUGGAAUCUCUGGACACAAAGCGGGUUACAUCCAUGAUCUGGCAAGCAAAUACAGGGAAGGUUUACUAUCAGAUUCUUCAAUACUUGAAAUGGAUGAUGAGACCCUCUUUAAUAAGCUUACUAUGGUUAAGGGGAUUGGGCCUUGGUCAGUGCACAUGUUCAUGAUCUUCACACUUCACAGACCGGACGUUCUUCCUGUAGGGGAUCUGGUUGUUAGAAGAGGCGUGGAGCGAUUGUAUGGCCUCAAAGCAUUGCCAAAGCCUUCACAAAUGGAGAAAUUAUGCGAGAAGUGGAAGCCAUAUAGGUCUGUUGGGGCUUGGUAUAUGUAUAGGCUCAUGGAAGCAAAAGGGGUUUUGCCGACAUUGUCAGCAGUAGAAGUGGCGGGAAGUACCGUGACAGAGCAGCAACAGACCGAAUAGCCUCGUCAAUGUUACCCUUUCAAUGGAAAUGCAAGCCUAUAAAUUGGAAUUAUGUGUCUUGCUAAUCUUCAAUUGCGUGGUAAAUCUGUAUUUGGUUUGCUAUUCCAUUAUCAUGCAAGUUUAAUCUAGCAUCCAUUGACCCCUCAUUUUUGAAGUUCGAUUGGACUUCUCAAAUCUGCACACACACACAUCAUUUUAUAUUUGGGUAAUCGGGCGUGGUUAUAUUUAUUCGAAACGAAACGUUUGUUUGGUGAUAUCGCGUCUCGUAGGCGUGUCUUAGUGGAAAUGUAAAAUCUGUGUGAUUGAUGAAAAUGAAAGAAAAGGGGCUGCCGGAUUCAACUCUUCUGUAAGAUUUC
Neltuma alba is the source of this 1859-nucleotide messenger RNA. Its product is annotated as probable DNA-3-methyladenine glycosylase 2. Gene Ontology annotation, cellular component: protein-DNA complex; nucleus. NCBI's taxonomy places the organism in Eukaryota, Viridiplantae, Streptophyta, Magnoliopsida, Fabales, Fabaceae. Bases 517 to 1503 code for a protein of 328 amino acids. Gene Ontology annotation, biological process: base-excision repair; base-excision repair, AP site formation; DNA alkylation repair. The transcript is spliced from 2 exons. The record is from RefSeq and is a predicted model, not a curated record. Gene Ontology annotation, molecular function: DNA-7-methylguanine glycosylase activity; DNA-3-methyladenine glycosylase activity; alkylated DNA binding.